Messenger RNA from Saimiri boliviensis boliviensis (Bolivian squirrel monkey), 3794 nucleotides. RefSeq names its product intraflagellar transport 70B (gene IFT70B). The record is from RefSeq and is a predicted model, not a curated record. NCBI's taxonomy places the organism in Eukaryota, Metazoa, Chordata, Mammalia, Primates, Cebidae. Gene Ontology annotation, cellular component: axonemal microtubule; intraciliary transport particle B. Gene Ontology annotation, molecular function: protein binding; intraciliary transport particle B binding. Gene Ontology annotation, biological process: intraciliary transport.
UGUGUUGCCGUGGUAACCACAGACAUAACUGCCGUGGCGGAUAUGGCCGGCCUGAGCUGCGCGCAGAUCCCCGAUGGGGAGUUCACCGCGGUCGUGUACCGGCUCAUCCGCGAUGCCCGCUACGCCGAGGCGGUGCAGCUGCUGGGCCGAGAGCAGCAGCGGAGCCCGCGGAGCCGCGCCGGCCUGUCGUUGCUGGGCUACUGCUACUACCGCCUGCAGGAGUUCGGGCUGGCGGCCGAGUGCUAUGAGCAGCUGAGCCAGCUGCACCCGGACCUGGAGCAGUAUCGCCUGUACCAGGCCCAGGCCCUGUACAAGGCCUGCCUUUAUCCGGAGGCCAACCGGGUCGCCUUCCUUCUCCUGGAUAACCCCGCCUACCACAGCCGGGUCCUCCGCCUGCAAGCUGCCAUCAAAUACAGCGAGGGCGAUCUGCCAGGGUCCAGGAGCCUGGUGGAGCAGCUGCUGAGUGGGGAAGGGGGAGAAGAUAGUGGGGUCGAGAAUGAGACCGAUGGCCAGGUCAACCUGGGUUGUUUGCUCUACAAGGAGGGACAGUAUGAAGCUGCCUGCUCCAAGUUUUUUGCGGCCUUGCAGGCCUCGGGCUACCAACCUGACCUUUCCUACAACCUGGCUUUGGCUUAUUACAGCAGCCGGCAGUAUGCUGCAGCGCUGAAGCAUAUCGCUGAGAUUAUUGAGCACGGUAUCCGCCAGCACCCUGAGCUAGGUGUGGGCAUGACCACUGAGGGCAUUGAUGUUCGCAGUGUUGGCAACACCUUAGUCCUCCACCAGACUGCUUUGGUGGAAGCCUUCAACCUUAAGGCAGCCAUAGAAUACCAGUUGAGAAACUAUGAGGCAGCUCAAGAAGCCCUCACUGACAUGCCACCCAGGGCAGAGGAAGAGUUGGACCCUGUGACUCUGCACAACCAGGCACUAAUGAACAUGGAUGCCAGGCCUACAGAAGGGUUUGAAAAGCUACAGUUUUUGCUCCAACAGAAUCCCUUUCCCCCAGAGACUUUUGGCAACCUGUUGCUGCUCUACUGUAAAUAUGAGUAUUUUGACCUUGCAGCAGAUGUCCUGGCAGAAAAUGCCCAUUUGACUUACAAGUUCCUCACACCCUAUCUCUAUGACUUCUUGGAUGCCAUGAUCACUUGCCAGACAGCUCCUGAAGAGGCUUUCCUUAAGCUUGAUGGGCUAGCAGGGAUGCUGACUGAGGUCCUCCGGAAACUCACCAUACAAGUACAGGAAGCAAGACACAAUAGAGAUGAUGAAGCUAUCAAAAAGGCAGUGAAUGAAUAUGAUGAAACCCUGGAGAAGUAUAUUCCGGUGUUGAUGGCUCAGGCAAAAAUCUACUGGAACCUUGAAAAUUAUGCAAUGGUGGAGAAGAUCUUUCGCAAAUCUGUGGAAUUCUGUAAUGACCAUGAUGUGUGGAAGCUGAAUGUGGCCCACGUUCUGUUCAUGCAGGAAAACAAAUACAGAGAAGCCAUUGGUUUCUAUGAACCCAUAGUUAAGAAGCAUUAUGAUAACAUUCUGAGUGUCAGUGCUAUUGUACUGGCUAAUCUCUGUGUUUCCUAUAUUAUGACAAGUCAAAAUGAAGAAGCAGAGGAGUUGAUGAGGAAAAUUGAAAAGGAGGAAGAGCAGCUCUCUUAUGAUGACCCAGAUAAGAAAAUGUACCAUCUCUGCAUUGUGAAUUUGGUGAUAGGAACUCUUUAUUGCGCCAAAGGAAACUAUGAGUUUGGUAUUUCUCGAGUUAUCAAAAGUUUGGAGCCUUAUAAUAAAAAGCUGGGAACAGAUACCUGGUAUUAUGCCAAAAGAUGCUUCCUGUCCCUGUUAGAAAACAUGUCAAAACACACAAUGAUGGUUCAUGACAAUGUUAUUCAAGAAUGUGUCCAGUUUCUAGAACACUGUGAACUUCAUGGCAGAAACAUACCUGCUGUUAUUGAGCAACCCCUGGAAGAAGAAAGAAUGCAUGUUGGAAAGAAUACAGUCACAUAUGAGUCUAGGCAGUUAAAAGCUUUGAUUUAUGAGAUUACAGGAUGGAAUAUAUAGUAAUAGCUGAUAAUGGCAUUUAUCAAAUGGUUUAUUAUGUAAAUUUGCAUUGCUUUAACUUUUGGCAUCUUUGUAUUUGUUACAUGUUGAGCUUUGUACACUUAGACAUUAUAAAAAAAAUAAUAAGUAGCUAAAACUUUUGCUGCUGAUAAAUUUUCCACAAAGUGAAAUAUUCUAAGAACUUUUACCCCAGAAGGAGUUAGGAAAAAAUCCAAACUUAUGAGAGAUGUUUCUAUCAGAAGUUGUAAUGACUUUUUUUCCUUUCCUUUGUCAUAUUCUGUGCUGUGAUGCAGCUUGAGGGGCCUUUGCACAAGGAUUACCUCUUUCAGGGGCCAAGCAGUAUCUCAGUAGUAGUUAAGAGCAGUCUUUAAUCAUUUCAGGGAUUGUGUGUUCUGUUCUCGCAAUUUACUCUCACAUUAAUUUGUAAUGCAUGCUUUUUAUAUAGACUUCAGGAUAUUUUGGCAGUGUUUUCUAUUAUGGAUAUAAUGCUUCACCUAACCAAAAUUCCUUAGGUUGUAAGUGUUUAUUUUAUUUUUUAACAAGCAAAAGUCAGUAAAAAAUGUUGUUGCCUUAACAAAAUUAUGGCGCUAUAAUGUAGAGACAAUGAACAAUUAUCAAAGAACAAUUUUCCCUGAUUUUCUUUUGCUCCCUUUAAUACAUAUAUGUACAAAAUACACUGUUGCUAUUUUCCAUAAUAACUUUUUAAAUAUUUAUCUCUGUGACAAAUAACAGGUAUCCUGAGAAUUCAGGGGUUUGGUUGUUUGUUUAAGAGACAGAGGUUUUAUUAUGUUUGUUGCCCGGGCUGGUAUCUAACUCCUGCACUUAAGCAAUACUUCCACUUCAGCUUCCCAAGUAGCUGGGACUACUGGCACAAAUCACUGGGUCCAGCUGGAACUCCCUUCUUAAUUCCUACCUUUGUGUUUGCAAUUUAGGAUAUGCUGGAUAUACAGUGUUUCCAUGUUGUAACCUCUUGGAUAGGAAAAAAAUCUUGGCUACCAGGCCUGGCCAAAAAGGUCAAUUCUGAGUUGUAACAUUCAUUUCAUGUCCACAACUCCCAAUGAUUUUUUGGAGUUCCCACUGGGAACCACAUAAAUUCUGAUCAGGCAUUUUAUUUUCUGAAACUUAGAAGAGCUUUACUAUUUGAUUUCCCACUCCUCACUCCUCUCUCUCCACAAAAAGUAACUGUCAACCUAAUUUGACCUGGCUUAGAAAAAUCAAGAGUAUUAGAUUGAAUCAUAUGAAAUUAUUGAUUUUGACAGUUUUUGAUGUACAAAACUAGCAGUUUCUUAUGGCUCAAACUAGUAGCUUUCUUCUGAAGGGUAGAGAACUUCUGCCAUAAUGAGAUGAUUUUUUUCCUUCAAGGAAAAGGAAACACUUAGCCACAUAGGUACCGAUAAGAAACAUGCUCAACAUAACUCCUCUGUAUCAUGACUUCCUGAGUGCUCAAAUUGUAUUAUACCAGGAAAUUUGGCUUCUUGUGAAGUUCAAUCAUUUUGAAUUUAUGGCAUUUUAAAUCUUAAUUAUCUGAGCUCCUAUCAUUUACCACUGAUGCUUUAGUCUCAGUGGAGGACAAGCUUUGGAGGACAAGCAAUGUUUAGUGACCUCUUCACUGUAUCCAAUAGCACAUUCCAUGUCUGGGAAAUGUUCUUUGUUUAACAACUUCUGUACUAAAAGUGUUGCUGCAUUUCAGCUCCUGUCAAUCUUGGUAGCCCCUUAAGAUUUAGAAAGUAAAUGAACUGAAAUCUUGUUUUCAA